GUUCCGUUUCUCGGUUUUUCGAACUAAACUCGUUUAUGAAUCUUGUCCUCUGUACCCAGUAUCCCAUUGAUUACAAGGCUAUCUCUCUGAACUCUUUGCUUCAGAAAUGGACUGCAUUUGCCCUAGCAAGUUCUAUGCAUUUCCUGUAAAUAAAUUCCCACUGGUCUGCUCUAACCUCCGUUUUGAAAGGAUUUUAAGGGUUCGUUUUCGUUGUGAUGCGGAGGCAAAGGGUAAUGGAGCUCUGUUCAGUGAUGCAGAUUCUCGUUCCGUCGAUCGGCAAAAGGCAUUAGAAGCAGCGAUGAAUGACAUAAACAACUCAUUUGGCAAAGGAAGUGUUACGAGAUUAGGCAGUGCUGGAGGAGCUCUAGUUGAGACAUUCUCUAGUGGCUGUUUAACCUUGGACUUGGCACUGGGUGGUGGUCUUCCUAAAGGACGAAUUGUUGAGAUAUAUGGUCCAGAGAGUAGUGGGAAGACUACAUUAGCACUCCAUGCGAUGGCAGAAGUGCAGAAACUUGGAGGAAAUGCCAUGCUUGUUGAUGCUGAGCAUGCUUUUGAUCCGGCUUAUUCAAGGUCUUUGGGAGUAGACGUAGAAAACUUAAUUGUUUGCCAACCUGAUAAUGGAGAGAUGGCACUGGAAACUGCGGACCGUAUGUGCAGAUCUGGAGCAGUAGAUCUCAUUUGUGUUGAUUCAGUCUCAGCUCUUACUCCAAGGGCUGAAAUUGAAGGUGAAAUUGGCAUGCAGCAAAUGGGCUUACAAGCACGGCUUAUGAGCCAAGCAUUGCGUAAAAUGUCCGGCAAUGCCUCGAAAGCUGGCUGUACUCUUAUUUUCUUGAACCAAAUCAGAUAUAAGAUUGGUGUAUUCUAUGGGAACCCUGAAGUUACCAGUGGAGGGAUUGCGUUGAAGUUUUUUGCCUCUGUUCGCCUUGAAAUACGUCCUAUUGGGAAGAUAAAGUCUCCUAAAGGGGAUGAAGAUAUUGGAGUAAAGGUUCGAGUAAGAGUGCAGAAGAGCAAGGUCUCAAGACCUUACAAGCAGGCCGAGUUUGAUAUUAUAUUUGGGGAGGGAGUUGGUAAUUUGGGUUGUAUAUUGGAUUGUGCUGAAAUGAUGGAUAUUGUUUCGAGGAAAGGUUCGUGGUAUAGCUAUUCAGAUUUGAGAUUGGGUCAAGGCAGGGACAAAGCCUUGCAGUAUCUCCGAGAGAAUCCUCUUCUCUGCACUGAAUUAGAAAAGGGUGUUCGAUCUGCCAUGAGUGAUGGGCUUGGUCAAGGAUUUGCAGCUCCUCUUGGCCAUUUGGCUCCACGGGACGAAGAUCCGAUCUAUGAAGAAACAUGAUCCGACUGGCCCGGGCGCUUCCAUGUUGUCAUUAUUUUUUUCCAUUGAUAUCACUUUGGAGAAAUCCGAUGAGAAUUAUGUGAAACUUUUGUGAAGGGAAAAAAAAAUGUUAACAGGGAGAAGGAACUAUAGCAAUUAUAUCCCAUUAUUCAAUGUCAUGUUCCAGAAUUUUGUGAAAUUUAGAAACAAGAUAUUUAGUUUGGUUGC
This is a messenger RNA of Amborella trichopoda, 1534 nucleotides long. It is a transcript of the gene RECA1, whose product is annotated as recA DNA recombination family protein. Lineage: Eukaryota; Viridiplantae; Streptophyta; Magnoliopsida; Amborellales; Amborellaceae. Gene Ontology annotation, molecular function: ATP hydrolysis activity; ATP-dependent DNA damage sensor activity; single-stranded DNA binding. The record is from RefSeq and is a predicted model, not a curated record. Gene Ontology annotation, biological process: DNA repair.